AUGCCAAAAUUCCAAAUGCCCAAGUUUGGAAUGUCACUUCCCAAGGGGAAAGCCGCUGCAGAGGGAGAAAUCACCUUACCUUCUGUGGAAGUGGAUAUCUCCAAACCAGAACUGAAAGGGGAAGUGACCCUGCCCUCUGUGGGCAUCGAGACUGACGUGAAAUUGCCCGGAGCUGAAAUGAAGGCACCUAGUGUGGAGUUGGAGGUCUCUGAGAAGGGCAAAAUUCAAAUGCCUGAUGUCAAAAUGCCAAGCGUCAAAGUUCCCAAGCUGAAGACUCCUCAAGUGGGUGUCUCGCUGCCAAAGGUUGAAGCAGACAUCUCGGUUCCCAAAGCAAAAGUGGAAGUUCCAGAGGCAGAGGUCUCUGUUAAGGUGCCUGAAGCAGAAGGCAGCAUUGAUGGUGGCGGGAUGAAAAUACACAUGCCAAAGUUCAAGAUGCCCAGCAUGGGUUUCUCCAAACCAGAAAUCAAAGGUCCCAAAGUCGAUGUGGACGUCAGCACACCCAAGGUUGACAUUGCUCUUCCGGACGUCAGUGUAACCAAGCCUGAGAUGAAGGCAGGGGACAUUUCAGCAGAUAUCAAGUUCUCUGCACCUGAUGUGAAUAUUCCAAAGGGGGAGACUUCCUUGGAACUGAGAGCUGCAGACCUACAAAUAGAGGUACCUUCUGCUGAGAUUACUCUGGAUGGUGCUGAGGCAAAGAUGGAAGGCCUAGACAGUAAAUUUAAGAUGCCAAAGCUCCAAGCGCCCAAAUUUGGAAUUUCGCUUCCCAAAGCGAAAGGUGCAGAUGAGGAGAUCACUUUUCCAUCUGUGGAUAUUUCUGUUCCAAAAUCAGAUGCUGACAUCCAAGGACCAGAUUCAGAAGGCAAAAAUAUUAAACGUGAAAGCUAUGAAAAAGAAAUUGUUGAAAAAGAAAGCAAAUUUAAAAUGCCAAAAUUCAAGCUUCCAUCAUUUAGCUGGUCUCCAAAGAAAGAAGCAAGUGUUUCUACUGAUAUUUAUGCAAAUUUAGAAGAUCCCUCAGUUCCAGUUCCAACAGGUGAUAUUGAAUCUGAAUUAACACUCACUGUAGAGGAAGGUGAAGUCCACAUUGAAGACCUAGAGGGACAUAUAUCUUUUGAUAAAGACAGCGAGAAAACCAAAAUCAGAAGGCCUCAUUUUAGCAUGCCAAAGAUAUCCCUUCCAAAAAUGAAAAGUCAUAAAGCAGAAAUAUCUGUACCACAGUUGCAUGCUGACAUGACAGUAUCUACGAUAGCGGAUGAAGGAAAGAUGUCACUACAAAUGCGGGAUACAGAUAUCAGUGGUAGUGAUUCUAGAAAAGGCAUCAAAAUGCCCGAAGUUAAGCUUCCAAGCCUAGAACUUUCCAAACCAGAACUUAAAGUUCCAAAAAUGGACAUGGAAAUCAGCUUACCUGAAAGUGAUGUCAAACUUUCUAUACCUGAUGCCAGUCUUUCAGAAGCAGAAUUAAAAUCACUUGAUGUUGGUGAUAAUGUUAGUAAGACAAUGGCAGAAAUUAAAGUCCCUGUGGUGAAAGGCCUAGAAGUAGGAGUUGAAGGACCGUCCACUGAUAUCUCUGUAGAUGGAACAGAGAUAAAAACUGAAGGAAUGGAUGGGAAGAUGAAAAGGCCUAAAUUCCAAAGGCCUAAGUUUGGAAUCUCAUUUUCUAAAGGAAAAACUCCAGACACCGAGAUUAGUUUACCAUCUGAAGAUGCAAAAGUUCCUCAGUUGAAAACGACUACAGAUAUUGCAGAUAUUGCAGUAGAGGCUCCAACACUUGAAGGAGAAGGUGACUUAGCUGGUUCAGGAAAAACCGGCCCUGAAGGGAAAAUUAAAAUGCCCCCAAUCCCUAGAACCGACAUGAAGAUUCCAGCAAUAGACAUAAAAUUACCAUCAGUGGGUCUUUCUGUGGCACAGCCAGAGACGGAGGCUCAAGAUUUGGUUGCUGCAGCAAAAGAUGCUAAAUUUGAGGGAGAUAUAAAGACUGGAAGUAUAGAUGCAGAAGAAAAAGAAGGGCAUUUCAAAAUGCCAAAAUUCAAAUUGCCAUCAUUUAAUUGGUCACCUAAAAAGGAAGCAAGUCUUAAGACUACUGCAAAGGAACCUCUGGAAGAACCUAAAUUGACUAUCUUAUCAGAUGAUACAGAUGCAGAACUAACAGCAGUUCUGUCAGAAGAUCAAGAAGUCCACAUGGAGCUAGAUGCUGAAAUAGCUACAAAAAAAGGUCAGAUGAAAAGGCCACAUUUUAAUAUGCCCAAAAUCUCCCUUCACAGGCCAAAACUACCAAAAUCGCAGGGUAGCCUGCCAAAAGUGGAGGCAGAUAUUACUGUGGAAAGAGAAGGGGCUUUGGUACACAUACCUGAUAUAGAGAGCAGUUUUACCACACAGAAAGAAGAAGAAACCGAAAUAUGCAUAAAAAUGCCAAAGGGCACAUCAAAAGUGGAAAUCAAAGCUCCCCAAGUAGAUACCGAUAUUAAAGUUGAUAUUAAGGAGCCCACCAUAGAUAGUUCAGUUGAACUGAAAAGUGCAGAAAUAGGAUCUGAAGGUGAAAUCAAUGUGGAUAGUGGAAGUAUGAAAACUGAUGUUGCGGAGGGCACAAUUAGAAUGCUAAAACUCCAAAUGCCAAAGUUUGGAAUUUCAGUUCCAGAAGGAAAAUUGCCAGAGACUGGGGUCACCUUACCCGAAAUGGAAACUGAAGUUUCUCAUCUACAAGCAACAAAAGACUUUGAGAGACUUUGCGGCGAAGCUCCAACCUUGGAAGUAAAAGCUGAACCCGCUGAUGCAGAAAUAAAGGUGUCAGCUGGAGAAAUACAAAUGCCCAGAGUCGACAUCGAAGUAUCUGACAUAUCUGUUCUCAGCCCUGCUGAGCAGGAUGCAAAAGAACAAGGAGAACAUGAAGCAAAGUCUGGAGAGAGUCAAACUGAGGAGUCUCCGGGUUGGUUUAAAAUGCCAAAGUUUAGGAUGCCUUCAUUUGGCCGAUCAUCUUCAAAGGGGAAAAAAGGUGAUGCUGAAGGAGAUGGCAGUACAGGAAAAGCUCCUCUUGCUGAAGUAGAAAUAAAAGCUCCUGAAAUGGCAAGCCAGUCUCCCCAUGUGGUUAGUGAAUUGUAUUCUGGACAGGACAUUUUAGAAGGCAAAGUCAUGUUUCCUCAGGAGGACAUUACAAAAGAUGGAGUUUCAAUACAGAAGGAAAAGGACUUCAGAACUGGCCUAUUAAUGGGGGAAGGCAGUUUUUCCCAGGCCUCAGGAAAAGCUGACGAUAAAAUAAGUCCCCUGGGAUCUAAAACAUAUGCUGAUGUAGUUAAGCUUGGUGCUGAAGGACAGAUUGUACAGAUACAUAAAACUUCAUCCACUGUCCCCACAUCAGAAAUCAGUGUACCAGAUGUGGAUAUUGACAUGACAGUGGCUGAGACACAUGCCACUAAAAUUACUGUGGCUGGAACAGAGGAAAAAGUUGGUGCUAUCAUUACAGAGGCAAACGUCGCUGAGCAAAGCCCUGAUGCAAAGACUGAAAAGGAGAGCCAAAUAAAAUCACCCAAAAAGGAUAUUCAAGGAAAAGAAAGCAUAUUCAAAAUGCCAAAGUUCAGUGUGCCUUCUUUUGGAUGGUCAACCACAAAAACCACCAAGAAAGUUGAUGAUGCUACAUCUGACUUGCAAGAGCCUGAUGUUAGACCACCAGAAGUUAGAAUGGAUGUUUCAGUCACUGAUGAAGACUUUGAAAUAAUAGAGUACCCAAUAGAAGGCUUUGAAAAAGAUAUGCCUGUGGAAGGAGAAGUGAAAGCAGAAGGGACAGAUGGCUCAAGUAAAACAAAAUCAUCAAAAUUCAAGAUGCCAAAGUUUGGCAGUUUACGUACCAAAUCACGAAGUGCAGAAGUUGAUGCUGAUCCACCAAAAACAGAGGCUGAGGUGUCACUAGAUAAAACUGAAGGACAGAUAUUUGGAAUCCCGGCUCAAAAAGCAGAAGAGUUUGUUGACAUGAAAAGUAGAAAACUUGACCUUGCGGAGAAACCAGGAGACACCACAGGCAAACAAGAUUUUGAAGAUUCAGAGAUAAAUUUCCAUAUUCACAAACUUAAAAUACCCAAGUUCACAUACAGCACAUCUGUAGCUGAAGGACAAGUGUUGACUUCAGAAGACACAACACACAUGAAAUGUGCUGCUACUGAUACAGAUGGUGAUGGUGCCCCUCAACAAGAAUUCAGAACUACAUUCCUCGAUAAGAAGGUAGAAGACAUUGGUUGUAAUAUCCAGAAAUCAACAGUCAGAAUUACAACAUUGUCUGACAUCCAAAGAACACAAGUGGAAACUAAACUGCCAUCUACAGAUCCUUCUUUUGAGGAGACAACAACACUCAUACAGAGGCCACUGGAAUUCAACAUUAAAUUCCCUACAGAAAAAAUAGACACCAUGAACGGUAAAAUCCAAAAAUCAGUAGCUAAAAUUACAACACUGUCGGAACCAGAUAUUCAGACAACACACCUUGAGUGUAAACUCCCAUCUACUGAGUCAUUUAUUCAAAGUUCAUCACUGCACAUUGAAGGACCAUACUUUGAAGGAAACGGAAAACAGCCACAAGGUAAAUCUGCGUUUGACUCCUGCGAUUCUGAAAGUCAGGAAUCUUUCUCAACUCAGAUAGUGAGAGAAUCAGAGAUUCCUCCAUCAGAAGUUCAAACUGCCACCUAUGGGUUUUCUCUUUUAAAAGUGAAAAUUCAGGAAUCACUUGUGAACUUGGAUAUGCCAGUCAAACUGUCUUCUACAGAAUAUACGAGUGAAAUGUUCGAGAGUAAAGAUCACCAACCUUCAGGUGAAAAGGCAAGAGAAACAACACAAAAGACCAGCUUUGCUGAACUGAAAGUAUCAGACAAAGGCCAAGAACUUACUGAAGAAGCAUCUUCUACUACUAAGUUGACAAAGCUGAAAGCAUUUGCAGUUGAAGUACAAUCUUCUGAUGAGUUUGCAGACAGUUCAAUGAUGUCUGAAUCUGCUGUAGAAAUUACCGAAGAAACUGAAGUUGCAAGGGCUGAAGAAGAGUCAACAACAGAUCCAAAGGAAAAAUCUGAUAGUAAGAGAUCUUCUGGCAGGUUUAAAUUUUGGCUUCCAAGUCUUGGGUUUUCUUCCUCUGUUGAUGACACAGGCACAGAUUCCAAACCUGAAGUUCAAAAACCAUUUCAAGAAGAGACACAAGUCGAUGUCCCAUCCACAUCAGACAGUGACACUGCCAAACAAACUGAAAAAGCUGGGUGGUUUAGAUUCCCUAAGUUAGGUUUUUCAUCUCCAACAAAAAAGGGAAGGGAAACUGAUAAAGUAGAAGAGACAGAUCCAAAAGAAGAAAAACCUCAGGAUGAGGAAAGUCCAACAGAAAAAUCAGAAACUUUUUUUGAUGCACAAGAAUCCUUGCCACCUAAUGAAACAGUCGCAGAGAGUGAAACCUCAGAGACCACACCCAUUGUUUCAUCUUCUGCAAGAACUGAAUUGAUACUGCUAGAGAAAGGGAAAGCUCCAACCCAAAGUGUUCCUGAAGAGGCAUAA
Molecule: messenger RNA, 5511 nt
Organism: Podarcis lilfordi (Lilford's wall lizard)
Lineage: Eukaryota; Metazoa; Chordata; Lepidosauria; Squamata; Lacertidae
Source: the annotation of a GenBank genome assembly